UUUAGGGCUGUUUCCCUGACACUGUUCCAUUUUGGAUGAAUUAUAGACAUUGAUGAGUGCCAACUCCAAAACGGGGGCUGCCACCCAGCUGCCAGCUGCACUAACCUGCCUGGAAAUCACUCCUGCACCUGUCCACAUGGCAUGGAGGGCAGUGGCUAUGACUGUCUGGAUGUGGACGAGUGUGACGGGAACACCUCCCUGCCGCACAACUGCAGCGUCCAGGCUCUGUGUCUCAACUCCAACGGAUCCUACAGCUGCCGCUGCCUGGACGGAUACAGCGGUGACGGCUUCGUCUGUGAGGAUGUGGACGAGUGUGAGCUGAACACCACCUGCAGCAGCAACAUGUCGUGCAGCAACGCCCCGGGGUCAUACAGUUGUUCGUGUAUACUAGGUCUGGUGUACGACGGUGGCACGUGUGUGAAUGAAGACACAUGUCUGAACGCCAGCCAUGACUGCCACCCUCUGGCUGAGUGCCACACAGACCGGGGCUCCUUCUACUGUAGGUGCAGUGACGGUUAUGAAGGAAACGGCACCAACUGCUGGGAUGAAGACGAAUGUCUCCGUCCAGAAGGUGAGGCCUGCCGUCCCUUCUCCUACUGCCUCAACACUGACGGCUCCUACGUCUGCGACUGCUGGGACGGCUUUCAGGACAACGGGACACACUGUCAGGACGUGGACGAGUGUUUGACUGGAAACUUCUCCUGCCCUGAAGACAGUGGCUGCGUCAACACAGAAGGGAGCUACGGGUGUGAAUGUGACCCAGGUUUUUCAGGCAACAGCUCCUUGUGUGUGGAUGUAGACGAGUGCUCCCUCGGCCUGGUUCACUGCACCAACUUCUCUGAAUGUCUCAACACCGUUGGAUCCUUCCUCUGUCAGUGUUGGGACGGUUACCAAGGCAACGACACUCACUGUGAAGACAUGGACGAGUGUGUUAACUCUACCUGCCCUGAGCACAGCACCUGCAUCAACACCGACGGUGGCUUCCUGUGUCCGUGUGACGCCGGGUUUUCCGCAGCGAACGAGUCGUGUGUGGACGUGGACGAGUGCGGCGACGCGGAGCCUGGGGAGCUCUGCAUCAAUGGGACCUGUUUGAAUAGUGUCGGCUCCUAUUACUGUGAAUGUGACACAGGAUUCUGGAGCAACGAGACAGAAUGUUUGGAUGAAGACGAAUGCUCCGACUCUUCAGUGUGUGUUCCAAACUCCACUUGUGUAAACACCCUGGGCUCCUUCAACUGCCCCUGUGAUGCGGGCUUCGUUCUGAAUGGUACAGAAUGCCAGGAUGUGGACGAGUGCAGCAGCCCAGACGCGAACACCUGCCCGGAGAACUCGGUCUGUAACAACACCGUGGGGUCCUACAGCUGCCCCUGCUCCGCUGGAUACGGCCCUGUAGGUUCAGAGUGUGAGGAUAUGGACGAGUGCAGCGAUAACUCCACCUGUCGCUCUGACCAGGUGUGUACCAACCUCCCUGGGUCACACAACUGCUCCUGCCCAACAGGUUACCACGAACAGACGGGGGCGUGCGUGGACACGAAUGAAUGCGACUCCUCGCCGUGUCACCCCGUGGCCCGGUGCUGGAACUUCCCCGGCUCCUUUUCCUGCCACUGCCCUCUGGGUUUCUCUGGAAACGGUUCUUGGUGCAGAGACGUGGACGAGUGCGUCGCCCUGACUAAACCGUGUCACGCUCUCGCAGUCUGUCACAACACGCCCGGCUCCUUCAAAUGUGUGUGCGUCGCCGGCUUCAUGAGUCUGGGCUCACUGUGUGUGGACAUAGACGAAUGUCAGCAGUCCAGAGGGCGCUGUCACCCUGCUGCCACCUGCUCCAACCGUCGAGGUGGUAUUAGUUGCUCAUGCAGUCGUGGCUGGAGAGCCACUCGAGACAACGGCUACGGACCAAAAGGCUGUGAGGACGUGGACGAAUGUGUGUCAGGACUCGGGUGUAAAGGGCUGGCGUCCUGUACCAACCUGCCAGGGUCUUACACCUGUUCCUGUCCCAGAGACGACGUAUUUUGUUCACCGACGUCCCGACAGGAAAGCACCACGCUCCCUUUCGGAGAGGCAGUUGGUGACGAUGAUCUGAUCUUCAGCGUAGAAGAUGGGAAUUCUCCGUACAUCGUCCCACCACUGGGAUUCCCAUUCAUGGGGAAAACGUACGACAGGGUUUAUUUUUCUGACAACGGCCUGGUCCAGUUCCAAACCUCUGUGGAGAAUGAGCAGCUCCUGCUGCCGGCCCCUUCAGCCGCUGGUUUUCCUGAGGACAUGGACCUGGCUCUGCUGGCUGUCUUCUGGGAUGAUGCUGACCUCACCCUGGGUAAUGGGCAACUAUUUUACCAGGAGUACACGAAGGAGGAUUUAUCCGACGUCUACGCUCAGGUAGUGUUUAAUCGCACAGCACGUGAAGUGACCAGGUUUGAACAGCAGCAUAUGAAGCCUCCCUUUGUCCCUGAGUGGAUUCUCAAAAUCACCUGGGACCAUGUGAUGCCAGUGUCUUAUCAGAAAGUCAACCUGUCAGAGACAAACACCUACCAGUGCAUCCUGACCACGGACGGGUCUCGAUCAUUUGCUCUCCUGAGAUAUGAGGAGAUGAACUGGGGUCCAGGCCAGAGGCAGUUCCACGACGCGGUGAUUGGCUACACUAACGGAGAACGCUCCUUCAUAGAGCCCACCAACCCACCUGAAAACCUCUUUGGACCUGGGGGCAGAUACAGGCCACAUGAAGUGAUUGGCCCCCUGGGUCAGCCGGGUCAGCUGGUGUAUGACUUUUCCAAACCAACAACAGACAAACCAACAACAGGCGUACCAUCGGAUAAACCGGCAGCAGACGAACCAGGGGAAAGCCCCCAGAUCAGCUGCCAGGCCUGGGCUGUGAAUGAGCCUGACCCAACGGAGUGGACCAAGGACCUGUUCUCAUGUCCCUGCACCCGGGGCCAGGCCCUGCAGGACCUGACCUUCCUGCAGGACACCAGUGAUCCCAGCCCUACCUUGAAGAAGUUAAGAAGUCAGCGGUGGGGGGGUUCCUCAGGACACAUCUUUCAGUCGGUUCUGUCCAACAGAUUUGGUUCAGGAAAACUCUGCGUGUACGACCCCGAGGGUCCGUUACUGGCUGGGUACAACGAGCGCUACUUCUUUGGACACAGCCAAGAAAAACACAUUGGUUUGUGAU
Molecule: messenger RNA, 3160 nt
Organism: Cynoglossus semilaevis (tongue sole)
Lineage: Eukaryota; Metazoa; Chordata; Actinopteri; Pleuronectiformes; Cynoglossidae
Product: fibrillin-3-like
Exons: 5
Coding region: 142-3159 (1005 amino acids)
Biological process (GO): cell-matrix adhesion
Molecular function (GO): calcium ion binding
Source: RefSeq, a predicted model, not a curated record